Molecule: messenger RNA, 1355 nt
Organism: Urocitellus parryii (Arctic ground squirrel)
Lineage: Eukaryota; Metazoa; Chordata; Mammalia; Rodentia; Sciuridae
Source: RefSeq, a predicted model, not a curated record
GUGCAGGGGCACGCGCGCGAGGCCGAGCUCACCAAAGCCCCGCCCCAAAGGAGGCUGGAGCCCGGCUCUGCGUCCCGACCGGACGGGAAAGGAGCUUCCCAGUGGCGGUCCGCACCUUGACUCGCUCGGGGAAAGUGUCUGUAGGCCUCUCGGUUAGCUAGCGGCACGAAUCCGCGGGUUGGUGACAGGCGCGCGCUUGGCCGUCUCGCUGCCGCUUGCCUGGGAGGACUCGAACUGGCCCCAGGAAAUAUUAGGAAGACGUGAUUUUCAAAACUAAUUAUGAAAACAUUUGUCAUUGGAAUUGGUGGUGUGACAAAUGGUGGGAAGACAACACUGGCUAAGAACUUACAGAAACACCUCCCAAACUGCAGCGUAAUAUCUCAGGAUGACUUCUUUAAGCCAGAGUCUGAGGUAGAGAGAGAUAAAAAUGGAUUUUUGCAGUAUGAUGUGCUUGAAGCACUUAACAUGGAAGAGAUGAUGUCAGCCAUUUCCUGCUGGAUGGAAAGUCCUGGACAUUCUGUGGAAUCAACAGAUGGCACAAGUGCUGAGGAAAUUCCCAUUUUAAUCAUCGAAGGUUUCCUUCUGUUUAAUUAUAGGCCCCUUGACACUGUAUGGAAUAGAAGCUACUUCCUGACCAUUCCCUAUGAAGAAUGCAAGAGGAGAAGGAGUACAAGAGUCUACAAGCCUCCAGACCCUCCAGGGUACUUUGAUGGCCAUGUGUGGCCCAUGUACCUAAAGUACAGACGAGAAAUGGAGGACAUCACACGGGAGAUUGUUUACUUAGAUGGAACAAAACCAGAAGAGGACCUCUUUGCACAAGUAUAUGAAGAUGUAAUACAACAACUUGCAAAACAGAAGUAACUGGRAAUAUCGUCACCAGUCACUGCACAGGAGACUGAAGAAGAUGUCAGGACAUGUUCAGACCAGGCAUGGUGCAUUCAUUGCCUUGGAAAGUUGUCACAGGACAAAAUCAAGGGUUUUUUAGUGAGAAAAGAAGAAAUAGCUACCAAAAGUGUAUACUACAACUUUUUUUGUGCAUGAAUUUAUCAAACUUGAGUUAUUGUGAUUUCUAUUAUUAAUAUAAUAGUUUUUGUUGUUGUUUUUUGGAUAAAAGCAUAUAUAUGAUUAUUCCAACUUCAUUUCUAAGAAUUUCUGAAAUGACUUCUCCCCCUGUACCCUACAGAGACAUGGACCUGCUGAUGGAGAAUCAUUACAUUUGUCUUUUCUCCCUGUUUGAACUUGUGAAAAUAAUAGGCCAGAGAAGGUCUAUCUUGCAGGGAAGGAUAACAACAGGCAUUGUAAACAGAAGCACUUUGGAAAGACAUACGAUAAUCUUCUUUCUGUUGUUAGUGAGA